CCUGGCUGCUACAUAAAAUAAUCUCUCAGAUCAGAUCACCCUAGUAAGAAUAAGGAGCCAGCGUUGCAAAGAGCAGAAGGAAAACCCAGUUCUGAGUCUGGAAAGCAAUGGAUUUAUUUAGGGAACAGGAAGCAGGCCAGUGUAGCUAAGUAGUAGGGUUGGGGGAAGGGAACUGGAGGACUCUCAAGCUUCAUAAGUGGGAGGGGUAAAGCCUGCCCGCAUUCUCCAAAUGGUACCUUCCUUAAAUUAUAUGACACAUAAAGAGGGUAAGGACUUGUUUGGUGUUUUUUUCUUCUGAGCAAAAUUUCAAUUCAGCACAAAAAUGUGUUCAGAGCUGACCAUGUACCAGUCACACCAGUGUAUCAGCUCAAAAAACCAAAGAGUUGUGUAUAUCAUAGAUUCUUAACUCCAGUGACUCACCGGCUUUCUCCAUCACUUUUCUCUUCUUUGUCCCUCCCCCUUCAAACCUCCCUGUCCAGUGUGAGCGCCCUGUCAGCAGCUGCCUCAUUCACCACCUCCUGAGUCUACCAUUCAGCAGCUGCUUUGUCUGGGGAGGAGUAAAGGGGGCUAUGCAGAGGAACACUGGAGGAAAGGGGCUAAGCGAACACAGAAGGCCCUACUCCAGCUCUGGAGAGCAGAAGGCCCCAGAACCAGAGACCAGUUGCAAAUUGUGCUGUUGUUUUUUAGGGUCUCCAGGGCCAGAGCUCAUCAGGAAGGAAGACAUGGAGAAGAAGGAAGGGAAGCCCUCUGAAGAUGGGAUCACUGCUUCCCCAACUUCAGGGGACCCUGGGACACCAAGGGGUGGAGUCUCUGCCAAGGAGGUGACCAACAGCACAGCAGAGUCAGCCAUCAAAGAGGGGCCUCCUGAUGGGGCAGAAAAACAAGGAAAAGCAGCACCUGAGGAUGGCAUUUCAGUGGAAUACCCAGAGGAAGCAAAUGGAUUAGAUACAGACAAGGAAGAAUCUCAGACGGAGGCCAGCGGGAAAGAGGAAACUGAGGCUGAACUUGUAGAGGAAGGUGGAAAGAAAGAGGUCAUAGUGGUUUCUCAGGAGGAAACUGACAAGAAAGAAGAGACCAAACCUGAAUCUAAGGAGGUUAAGGAAAAAGAGGAGGCCACAAUGGCCUCAGAGAAGACAGACGAGAAAGAGGCGACGCACGAGUCUGAAGAGACAGUGGACGUGAAUGAAGAAGCCAAGUCCAAAUCCUCAGAGGCUGUUGAGGCAGAGGCUAUCGACAAAGAGAGUAAGACUGAAUCUCAAAAGAAGGCUGAUGUAAAAGAUGAUGCUGAGGCUCAACUUCGGGAGGUUGAUGGGAAAGAUGCUGAAAGUGAUGCCAAGGAGUUGGUGGAGCCAGGGAGUGCCACUGAGGAGCAGCAGCCUGGCAGGGAGAAAGAAUCAGAGGAAGGAACAGCAGUGAUCCCCAGCUCCCCAGAAGAGUGGCCUGAGAGCCCCACAGAUGAGGGCCACAGCCUCAGCCCAGAUGGGUUGGGUCCAGACUUGACAGCUUCUGGAGAGACCAGUCCUUCAGCCAGUGAGUCUUCACCCAGCGAUGUGCCCCAGAGCCCCACAGAGCCCCCACCCACGGAGGAGAAGAAGAAAGAGAGGGCACCAGAGCGCAGGGUGUCAGCUCCGGCCCGUCCACGGGGACCCCGUGCACAGAAUCGCAAAGCCAUCGUGGACAAGUUUGGCGGGGCAGCCUCAGGCCCCACUGCCCUGUUCCGAAACACAAAGGCAGCCGGGGCAGCCAUCGGUGGCGUCAAGAACAUGCUUUUGGAGUGGUGCCGAGCCAUGACAAGAAACUACGAGCAUGUCGACAUCCAGAACUUCUCCUCCAGCUGGAGCAGCGGCAUGGCCUUCUGUGCCCUCAUCCACAAGUUUUUCCCAGAUGCCUUUGACUACGCGGAGCUGGACCCCACGAAGCGCAGGCACAACUUCACCCUGGCCUUCUCUACUGCGGAGAAAAUGGCUGACUGUGCCCAGCUGCUGGAGGUAGAUGACAUGGUAAGGCUGGCUGUGCCUGACUCCAAGUGUGUCUACACCUACAUCCAGGAGCUGUACCGCAGCCUUGUGCAGAAGGGCCUCGUGAAGACCAAAAAGAAAUGAGCAGAUGGGGCCCAGCUGACAGCUAUGACCUCGAGGUCAAGUCUGCUUACCACGCAGUAGAACCCAAGUGCACAUGGCACCAGUGUCAAUGACAUUAAAAGUACUUUUGCAAAAUCUAUCUUGUUCCUGAGUACACACACACACACACACACACACACACACACACACAC
Messenger RNA from Nannospalax galili (Upper Galilee mountains blind mole rat), 2272 nucleotides. It is a transcript of the gene Smtnl1, whose product is annotated as smoothelin like 1. Lineage: Eukaryota; Metazoa; Chordata; Mammalia; Rodentia; Spalacidae. Gene Ontology annotation, cellular component: microtubule organizing center; filamentous actin. The coding region runs from base 570 to 2102 and encodes 510 amino acids. Gene Ontology annotation, molecular function: protein binding. Gene Ontology annotation, biological process: actin cytoskeleton organization. The record is from RefSeq and is a predicted model, not a curated record. The transcript is spliced from 8 exons.